Molecule: messenger RNA, 472 nt
Organism: Dentiscutata heterogama
Lineage: Eukaryota; Fungi; Glomeromycota; Glomeromycetes; Diversisporales; Gigasporaceae
Source: the annotation of a GenBank genome assembly
UUUUCAUCAGUAAAUGCUGAAGCUGUGGGUUUCAAUAGUACUCACUUUAAUAUCAGUUUUGAUCUUCCAUUUGACACUGAUGUUCCUGGUCGUCAUAGCGCAGAAGUUGCUUUUUUAUUUUUUUUCUUACGUGUUGCACCAGUUAUAUAUCAAUUUUGUUUUGUAUAUCCGAAUGAUAAGAAAGAAUUUUUAUUAAAAAAUCAUGAGGAUAAAGCUGUUUCUAAAGGUUUAAGAUAUUAUAAUGAUAUUAUACAAAUGAUUUUACCUUCUUUGUUACUAUUGUUUCCUUCUUUCCUUACACCUUAUAAUUUAUAUCCAAAUAUAUUAUUCACUAUAUUACAAAUAUAUACCAUUAUAAUGAUUUCUGCGUCUAUUGUGUCAUUUACCUUUUCUAUUUAUGAUUAUAAACAUUAUUAUUUUCUUUAUGAUUAUUUUAAAAAUGGGAAAAAAUACUUUUAUGAAGAUAUUAAUG